AUGGAGGAGACAUUCGUUCCCUUGCGUGGAAUAAAAAAUGAUCUUAGAGGAAGGCUUUUGUGCUACAAGCAAGACUGGAAUGGCGGCUUACGUGCGGGCAUCAGGAUCCUUGCUCCAACAACAUAUAUAUUCUUUGCUUCAGCAAUUCCUGUGAUAUCUUUCGGGGAACAGCUAGAAAGAGAUACAGAUGGAAUUUUGACUGCAGUGCAAACUCUUGCAUCGACAGCACUUUGUGGCAUCAUCCAUUCAAUUGUUGGAGGACAGCCCCUGCUCAUACUGGGGGUUGCUGAGCCAACUGUGUUGAUGUAUACAUUUAUGUUCGACUUUGCAAAGGACCGAAAGGAUUUGGGGCCUAAUCUCUUCUUAGCGUGGACAGGAUGGGUUUGUGUGUGGACAGCUUUGUUGCUCUUCUUGCUGGCAGUAUUGGGUGCAUGCUCUAUAAUCAACAGGUUUACGCGUGUUGCUGGUGAAUUAUUUGGUCUGCUUAUUGCAAUGCUCUUUAUGCAGCAGGCCAUAAAGGGAGUUGUUGAGGAGUUUCGCAUUCCCAAGAGGGAAAAUCUUAACCAAACCGCAUUGCAACCUUCUUGGAGAUUUGGCAAUGGAAUGUUUGCGUUGGUUCUCUCCUUUGGCCUUCUUCUGACUGCACUAAGGAGCCGUAAGGCUAGAUCGUGGCGCUAUGGCACAGGUUGGCUACGAGGAUUCAUUGCAGAUUAUGGGGUUCCACUUAUGGUGCUUGUGUGGACAGCCGCAUCAUACAUACCUGUUAAAGAUGUUCCAAGAGGGAUCCCAAGGCGGCUUUUCAGUCCAAAUCCAUGGUCUGCUGGUGCGUACUCAAAUUGGACAGUUGUCAAGGAAAUGGUGAAUGUGCCUCCUUUAUAUAUAGUUGGAGCAUUUAUUCCUGCAACCAUGAUUGCUGUGCUUUACUACUUCGAUCAUAGUGUUGCAUCACAACUUGCACAGCAAAAGGAAUUCAAUUUGAAGAAACCAUCUUCCUAUCACUAUGACCUUCUUCUUUUGGGAUUUUUGGUUAUAUUGUGUGGUCUUAUUGGCAUACCUCCUUCGAAUGGUGUAAUUCCACAAUCUCCAAUGCAUACAAAAAGCUUAGCUACCCUGAAACAUCAGCUUUUGCGGAAUAAACUUGUUUCAACAGCCCGAAAAAGUAUGGGUAAAAAUUCAAACCUGGGUCAAUUAUACCGAAGCAUGCAAGAAGCAUACAAUGAAAUGCAGACUCCGUUAGCCUAUCAGCUGCCAUCUGCCCUGGGACUAAAAGAGCUGAAAGAAUCCACAAUCCAGCUAGCCUCAAGUACUGGCUACAUUGAUGCCCCUGUUGAUGAGACUGUUUUUGAUGUGGAUAAAGAUAUAGAUGACCUUUUACCAGUUGAAGUCAAAGAACAACGUCUCAGCAAUCUGCUUCAGGCAUUGAUGGUAGGUGGCUGUGUUGCUGCUAUGCCUGUUCUGAAGAAGAUCCCAACCUCAGUGCUUUGGGGUUACUUUGCUUUUAUGGCCAUUGAAAGCUUGCCAGGAAAUCAAUUUUGGGAGAGGAUAUUAUUGCUUUUUACUGCUCCAAGCAGAAGAUACAAGGUGUUGGAGGAGUAUCAUGCUACCUUCAUCGAGACAGUUCCCUUCAAAACAAUUGCCACCUUCACUUUGUUCCAGACAGUUUACCUGCUUGUAUGCUUUGGCAUAACAUGGAUUCCAUUAGCUGGGGUCCUUUUCCCACUGUUAAUCAUGCUCCUUGUUCCAGUGCGGCAGUAUGUGCUCCCCAAGUUUUUCAAAGGAGCCCAUCUUCAAGACUUGGAUGCUGCAGAAUACGAGGAAGCUCCUGCUGUAUCUUACAACAUGACAUUUGAAGAUCAAAAUCCACAAGCAAGAACCACUAAUAUUGAUGGUGCAGAAAUUCUUGAUGAAAUUAUCACACGAAGCCGUGGCGAGAUCCGCCAUACACAAAGCCCUAAAAUAACAAGUUCUACUCCAGGUUCAGUAGAGGAUAUAAAAUCUUCAUAUAGUCCACGGCUUUCACGAAGGGCAUACAGCCCGCAAAUUAGUGAACUGAGGGUGGAUAGGAGCCCCAGAUUUCCUGGAAAGGGGGUUGAAUUAAAGCAAACUCCUAGUCCUGGGUCUUCUAACUUUCGUCAAAGCAAUCAUGGUUCAUCAUCAUGCUAA
This is a messenger RNA of Dovyalis caffra, 2163 nucleotides long. Lineage: Eukaryota; Viridiplantae; Streptophyta; Magnoliopsida; Malpighiales; Salicaceae. The record is from the annotation of a GenBank genome assembly.